Molecule: messenger RNA, 5292 nt
Organism: Planococcus citri (citrus mealybug)
Lineage: Eukaryota; Metazoa; Arthropoda; Insecta; Hemiptera; Pseudococcidae
Product: serine proteinase stubble-like
Exons: 10
Coding region: 1013-3973 (986 amino acids)
Biological process (GO): proteolysis
Molecular function (GO): serine-type endopeptidase activity
Source: RefSeq, a predicted model, not a curated record
CUACAAGAGUAAGUACACACUAGAAUGUUUGUGCGGCAAUCAGCUGACGGGCCGAUAAGAUUUGUACGUAUAUUGUGAAUAAGAAGAGUCGGAGUUCGGACACGGACAGCGCAACAGAAGCAGUGCAGUGGCAUCUGGCAUCGGCGGUAGCGAAUCAAAUCAAAAAGAGACAAACUCUCGUGUCCGGGACCUGCGGCCAUACACAGAGGUGCUACUGGAGCUGGCAGAGCGCAGCAAAUUCAAGUCCGCGGUGGACGGACGUCUUCUGGAGCAACGACGACGACGACGGAGAGGAGACACACGCAGAAAGAUAGAGAGACAAAGAAUUACGAGGAGCACUGCUGGAAGCUACGACUGCAACACCAAACUACGAGUACGAUAAGACAGCAGCGAAGCAGUCUUCAGCAGAAGCAGAAAGAAAAUAGCAAAGACAUAAGAGAUUGACAACGGGUGAAGGCCAAUGCCCAUCUGGUAUCGGUCGCUGGCCACUUCCUGCAACUAUUCGCUAAUUACACUUUGCUCCGCAUAUCCUUGCAAGACGUUCGGUUUCCUUGGACAUAAGAAUUUCUUCUCAUUCUCGUUUCUUUCAUUUGGUUUCUUUUUACUACAUUUGUGAUUACGUCGGUGUACGGUUUUGUUAUUGUUGUUGUUGUUUCUGCCGCCGUUGUUAUACGAUUAUUGCAGUUGCCGUCGUCGAGGAGUUUUUUUGUUUUUUUUUUUGCUUUUUUCGAUCAUCGAUUUAAUUUUUUUUUCGGCGGUAUUUUUUCGAUCCAAUAGUUCGGGUUUUCGAUCUAUAACGGGCAUGCGGCCGAUGUUCGAUUUAAUAAUUCUUCGUGCGGUGCUCGCGAGUUGAAAAUUUUCUACAAUAAAAAAACCACCGUGGUAAACAUGUCGGUUAAUGUUUCUUACUAAACGCCACCACCGGACCGGUUUUUAAACUGUAAACAAUUCGCACGUGGACUUUGGUCUUCAAAAAACUAAUAUUGUCGUAAAAAUAAAGCUCAGAAGAUAAAUGAGGGUAGGAAGCAGGGGGCGACGUCGACGUCGCCACCGAACACUACACGAUAUCUACGAGCAACGCUGCACAGACAACAAUAAAAUGGAAAAACCUAUUUGUAGUACGAGGAUCGACGACGACGAUGAAGACGAUAUAAUGAAUACGACAACGACAACGACGACGACGACGACUAGCAGCAGAAACAACAGUAAUUUGAAAAGAUACUGGACGGUGAUCGCGAGCAGUGCCCUCUUCGCAUUCAUGAUACCGGUUACGUGCGGCGCGAUGCUUCCGGCUUGGGAAACGCAGCCGUCGUCUGCAGGAAUGGGACGAAACAUUCGGCAUUUGCCUUGCGUAAGCCGACGAACUGGAGAAACCGGCCUAUGCAUGUUCGCGUAUUCUUGCGCCAAAGCGAACGGUACACAUUUAGGCACGUGCAUAGAUAGAUUUUACUUCGGCAGCUGUUGCAAAAUAGCCAGCGGCACCGAUAUCGAUACCAUCGAGCCGAUCGUACACAAUAAUUUACCAAACAGAGAAGACACGCUGGUCAGUACGAUAAAAUCGACGUACCAAAGGCCUUCGUCUACGUACUCGGAUCUGUCGCUGGUGUCGAGCAGCCCGGGCCCCAGUACCACCGCAUCGAUGCCCGUAUCGAUGUCGACGAUGAGUCGUCCUUUAUCGGUGGUAUCGAUACCAUCGUCGUCGACGGUAGGCGAUCUGUACUCGUCGACGUAUCAUCAUAAACCAAGUUCUACCAGGCCUUUGGUGACCGCCAACAAAGGCUCGUUCGAUUCGUCUUCGACGGCGACCUCGAGAACGCCCACGUUUAACGUGACGUUCUCGCAGACGUAUUCGUCGCCGACGACACAUGUUACCACGUCACCGCUGGUGUACUCGACGACCGUAACGACCACGUUCCAAACCGGCACACAUAAGCCAUUACCUGUUGGAUCGACGACCGCGUACUCGAAACCUAUAACGAAGCCAUCGUCAUCGUCAUCGUCAUCGUCGUCGUCUCAAAAACCAAGUUCAACCAAACCGACCAAGCCGACAUCGCAAAACACCGGCAAACCAGGCUCGCCAAACAAAACCAAACCAAAACCUCCCGUCAAGCCGGUGGUUACGGGCACUCCGACGUAUCCGGCCAUCUACACGCCUCCCUCAUCCACCAUCAGUUCGCUGAUAAAUAAAACCACGCUGCAUUCGGCUUUCACCAACAACGGUUUGAGCUCGAAACCUGCAUCGCUCGUUACCGAGCCCUCAGUUCCUAUAAAACCAUACCCUUCGUCGACUCCGGGCAUUCCUACGCCCAUCAAUCAAUUCACAUCGUCGUCCAAGAAACCCACCAAACCUCCUCCAUACAGACCGAGUCCCUCAACAGCACCUCCUCCUUCCUCCAACUACGUCAAGAUACCCGUCUCGACUGUAUCAUCGUCCAAUAAACCACCAUCCACCGUAUCUUCGCUAUCCAGUCAUAUCCAAACAAUCCAUACCAUUUACACCACACCAACGUAUCCGACCACCGUGGCCGUAUCUGCAGACACCACAGCUUACCUCAAGUUCAACUCUUCGACGGUGAGCGAAAACGAAAUCACAGAGAGGCCGCAAUCGCCAUCGAGUUAUUGGACGACGGCAACAACACCGUCGGAAAAACCACCCUCGAGACCGUGGAGUUCGUCGAGUUCUUCAACAGCUACUACGUCUCAGCCACCUUUUGUCACGUGGACUACCAUCGAGGAAGUUCCAGCAGUCAUUUUACCAGAUCGAAUGAAACCUUCGAGCACACUCAAACCAUCCACUAGUAAUAAAUAUACCACCAAACCUUCGACAUCUUAUCCUACCUAUCCUAAGCCAUCGUCAUCUACUGGUAAACCAACCAAACCUACUAAACCAUCAGAAUACGAAGUAGAUUAUAGACCAACGAUCACUUCCAGCAGUAGCAGUUCGACUGGUACCACCACUGCUACUUCUCCUUCCUGGGUUGAAGUAUCGGUGACUACUCAUGCUCCUUCGUCGCCAGCAGCAUCGAGUAGCUCGGAAUUCAGUAGCAUUUCUACCACAAACAUCAUAACGACUCAGACAUCAUCUAAACCCAGUACCAGUGUUACGAUACCUGUUGUUAGUCCAUUACCAAUUGAGACUACUCCUUCUUCAUCGAUUGAAACUAAUGAAAUUGAAUCUUCAGCUCUAAAUAUGUCCGACUACAAAGAAGUUUGCGGACGUCGAUUGUUCCCUACAGCUCGGAUUGUUGGAGGUGAAAAAGCCUCGUUCGGAAAAUGGCCAUGGCAGAUUUCAUUACGACAAUGGAGGACCUCAACUUACCUACAUAAAUGCGGAGCAGCUUUGUUCAAUGAAAACUGGGCCGUUACAGCAGCUCAUUGCGUCGAAAACGUACCACCGAGUGACUUACUCUUGAGGUUAGGCGAAUUCGAUCUGCAAACCGAAGAAGAGCCUUAUGGAUUUCAAGAAAGAAGAGUUCAAAUAGUCGCCUCGCAUCCUCAAUUCGACCCUCGAACUUUCGAAUACGAUUUAGCUCUUUUACGAUUCUACGAACCGGUUCAAUUCCAACCAAAUAUUGUUCCGAUUUGUGUACCGGAAGAUGAUACCAAUUUUGUAGGAUCUUCUGCCUUUGUGACCGGUUGGGGACGACUUUACGAAGAUGGUCCACUUCCCACUAUUUUGCAAGAAGUAUCAGUGCCUGUCAUCAAUAAUUCCGUUUGUGAAAGCAUGUACCAAAGUGCUGGUUAUAUUGAACACAUACCGAAUAUUUUCAUCUGUGCUGGAUGGAAAAAAGGAGGUUUCGACUCAUGUGAAGGUGACUCGGGAGGUCCGAUGGUGAUCCAGAGACCAGACAAACGUUGGCUUCUGGCCGGAAUCAUAUCCUGGGGUAUCGGCUGCGCUGAACCAAACCAACCCGGAGUUUACACUCGUAUUUCAGCAUUCCGAGAUUGGAUCAAUCAAAUACUACAAUUUUAAAAUUUAAUUACUCGCUAUCAUUUUUCUAGACCCAGGGUCUUUAUUCGUCAAUUUAUCGCGUUUUGAUUUUUUUUUAACCGUGAGAAUUUUAAGACGUAUGAUGAUAUUUGAAUUUUUAAAGUUCGUGUAACGAGAUGCUGAUUUGUUUCGAUUACCUACGGGAUAAGGUGGUUUUAAAUUACCGCUACGAAGGUGUCAAAUUUGCGUCGAUGAGUGUAAUAAGCAAAAUAAUAACAAAAGACGUAUUAUUGUAAUACGAGUUGAGAAUCGCUGCGUUAUGACGUGUGUAUUUAUACUAUUCUUUCAUAUUAAAUGAUGUACAUUUUGUAGGUACUGUACCGGUGUAAAAUAUUGUAUUAUAUAUUUAUUGCAUUUAUUCGUACGCUCGUCGAAAGGUAUUUCCAUACUUAUGUAAUUUGUUGAUUACUGUUGUUGUCGUAGCUUUUUCGAUAUCGUAGGCUUUCCACAGCCUUAUAGAGAUUAUUUAUUUUCUUCAGUAUUAAUAUUUUUAUGUGGCAAUUUUCUCUAUUGUAUUGACAACGAAUUUUAAUGUGUUCAUUUUUACAUUGACUUUUUUUUAGAAAAAAAAAGAAAAGAAAACAGUAUUUUAAUUAGAUUUUUUUUUAUACUCUUGCGCGCAUUUUAAACUUUUUUUAUCUUCGGUUUUUAUUUAACUCGGGUGUUUCUUUCUUAUGUAAAAUCUUGUAUUCGUGAUGUUGUGUGAACUUUCAUUAUUAUUUAUGUAUUUGGAACUGAUGAUAUGUUAAUUUUAUUCUUUCAAAUUGACAAAUUCACUUCUAUUUAUGGAUGUAACGUUCUUUUUAAAAAUUUAAUUUUUGGAUGUGGAUAAUGCGACAACGAAUUAUUAUUUAUUUAUUUAUUUUUUUGAAACGUUACGAAUAUUUUUUUUAAUACGGUAAAAUUAUUAUUAAAAUAGACCUAUCUAAUGAGAUCCGAAUAGGGCUAUUAUUUUAUUUCGAACAAUUGAAAAAUAAUGCAUUUAAAAAUGGCUGCGUUUUUUUUUACGAUGUUUGUGAUUUGAUUUAUUUAGUUAGGUUUAUAAAAUUAAUUGUGAUGUUAUUUAUUGUAUUUUUCGUACUUUGUUAUUGUAAUGUGUAUAUAUAGAUGGUAAUUUAAUGUAAAAUGGCAUUUAUUUAAAAUAUUUGUAUUUUCCAAGGUGGUAAAAUAAUGAUUGUUAUUGCGUAUCUGUGUCGCGAGUACAAUACUGUUUAUUUAUUUCUUUUUUUUCUCUCUUUGAUUUUCUUAUGUGGUUUAACGUUUUUUCUCUUUCUAUGUCAAUAAAGUUAUAUUUUUUCAUA